This is a messenger RNA of Angiostrongylus costaricensis, 2505 nucleotides long. The record is from the annotation of a GenBank genome assembly. NCBI's taxonomy places the organism in Eukaryota, Metazoa, Nematoda, Chromadorea, Rhabditida, Metastrongylidae.
AUGGAACCUAUCCAGUGGAAACAAACCACCUUUGGAAAUUCCGAUGGGUCUGUUGUUUCCACGAAGAAGAAGCAAGCCAAAGAGCACAAUGAACCAUUAUUGAAGCAUCGUGAAGGGCAGAAGUGGUACGAAUACCAGUGUUGUACGAUUUUCCACUCUUACUUGACUUUCUGUCUCAGGAUCGCUAUAAUUGCUUUAGACGUGUGCAUGCAAGGAGGAUCUGAGGCGGCUUGGUUGCAGUUGGUGAUGAAGAAGGGUACUGCUAGCGACCGGAUGACUGCCAUGCAACUUCAACUUCACAAGUCUCCUGUUCACUCCUUGCCUUGUAUCGAAACGAUGAUCAGCACUGUCGAGAAGAAGAACACUCGAGAAGCGCUAGAGGUGUUUUAUCAUAUCUUUUGUUGGUUUUAUAGUCGAAUAGCUAUAAGUUUUACUUAUGAGUUACUUCAGAAGCGUUUACUCAUUUUGUGGCGAUUUGAGCACAGAUUAAAGCUCGUAUACGAAAGGUUUCUACGAGCGCUGGAGGUUCCUGGACUCGCAGCAUCAGUGGUUGAAGACCUUAGUAAAAGAGCAUUGCGAACUGCUCUUAAUCUUCUUGCCGAACGUCCCGAGGGAGAAGGAUUUCUACUGAGCAUGUUGGUUAACAAGAUGGGCCAUCCAAGCACUCGGAUCGGUGCAUUCGUGGCCACUCUGCUCGAGGAUCUUACGAAACGACAGCCGAAUAUGCGUCUGGUAAUCGUGGCUGAAGUGGAGCGGCUAAUUUAUAGGAGUAAUGUGAGUCCAAGAGCUCAGCUGUAUGCAUCUACGUUUCUAUCACAGAUUACACUAUGCACGGAUGAUUCGGCCCUCGCGGUGCGGAUGUUGUCCAUCUAUUUCGGUUUGUUUAGAACUCUCGUUAAUCAGAAGUUUUCCAAUAACCGUUUAAUUGGGAUUCUCCUCUCUGCUGCCAACCGUGCCCUGCCAUUCGCAAAAGCUGACGCCUUGACCGAAGAGAUCAAUACAUUGUAUCGGAUUGUCCACACUAGUUCCUACUCGGUGUCUUUGCAAACCCUUAAACUGCUGUAUCAGGUCCACCAAAUAAGUGAUUCACUGUCGGAUCGCUUCUAUGCGGCACUUUACCGAAAACUGCUUGUCGAGGUUCCUCCUUCGUGCUAUAAUCAACUAUUGCUUCUCCUUUUUAAGGUGAUGAAGUCAGAUCCGUCUGAAUCUCGGGUGCGCUCUUUUGUCAAGCGUUUAUUGCAGGCUGCUACGUGUGCAACGCCUUCGUUCGCUGCUGGAGUACUUAUACUUAUCUCACGAUUACUCGAAAGUGGAAGAAAUUUGAUUGUGUUGCAAAAGCAUGUAGAUGUAUGUUUUGUUACAAAUAACUCUGAGGACGUAGAUGAGGAGCGCUAUGUGGACAUCGGAGUCGAUGGGAAACCAAUCACGACGAUCAAAGAAGAGGUAGCUUGGCGUGCCAUUUAUAAUAUGGUGAAAUCUAGUUUCUUUUUUCCAGGUUCGAACGCUUCAAAAACGCCGUACGAUCAUGAAGCACGAAAUCCUUUAUUCGUAGAUUGUCGGAAUCUGGUGGAUUGUGAGUUGUUGCUUCUUUCCAAGCAUUACCAUCCAUCUGUUGCAGUGUUCGCUAAAGCUCUGAUAGAGAAUGGAUGCAUCAACUACAAAGGUGACCCAUUGGAGGACUUCACUCUUAUAAAGUUUUUAGACCGCUUUGCAUUUAAAAAUCCGAAAGAAGGACGAUCUAAAUCACGAAGUGAGCGAGCGGUAAUGAAAAAGCAGAUCGACCCUUGGGGUGUGAAGAAGCUUCCUGUGUCAUCAAUGGAGUACUUAUCGAAAAAAAUCACUGAACUCCCUGCUGACGAACGUUAUCUUCAUCGGUUUGCCUUCAUACGGUUCAAUCCAAAAGAGCAACAUAAAACAAAGAAGGAAGAUGAGUGGGAAAACGACAGUGUUGAUUCUGCUGAAUUUGAUGCAAUUAUUGAUAAAUUUGGACCAGGAGAGGCUAAUGAUGAAUUCGACGUGGACUAUUCGAAAGAGUUCACUGCAGAGAAGAAAAGGCACAAAUCUGUGAAACAUAUUGCUGAGAACGAGGAUGGUGAAGGUGAUGAAAUUGAUUUCGAAUUAGACAGUGACGAUGGUGAUGGUGAAAACGACGAUGACAUGGAAGAAAUAAGUGAAGACGAUGACGACAGCGAAAAUGUUGAAAUGGAGUCGGAGUCUGACGAAGACGGACCAGUAACUCUUAGGUCUCGUGGGAAGCGAGAUUUUUACGACAGCGGCGAAAGUGAUGACGAAAUCGGUGGAAAUGAUGCUGACAAAGCUGGUGAGAAGGUAAGUGCAGAUUUAGACGUUUUUAAUGUAAAAAAAUUAGUUGUCAGGUUUGUUGGAGACUUUAUAAACUUCGGUUUUUCAAUUUUUGUAUGUUUUUGUUUAUCUUACCAAAUCUCUUCAAUGGUUUACCGUAUCAUAGUUGACUGGAGUGUACUUAUUUGUCGAGAUUUGAUGUAA